CACUGGUACGAGCACGUACCACGAGUACGUAUGGUAUCGUAUUGUAGUAAAUCAGCUUCAAUAAUGAUCCGAUACAGAAAACCGACACGGUACUCGUAUCCGAUAGAGAAGUAGCAGAACGUAUCAGGUGUAACAAAAUACAAAGCAUAUACAAAUAAGAGCACUGAAUCGCAAAAGACAGUGCAAUUUACGGGCCCAAAUAAACUCGACGAAGAAUACCCAUCKAUUAUAUCAUGUUGCUGAAAAAUUUCUGGAUCUUUGGAGUUUUGSUGUUGUCGUUUGCCGUCUUCGGUGAGGGGCUUGGACCAAGAUCUUCCUCCGCAAAUGAUUUCCCGUUUUCACUCGGAGUGAGGGAUUCUCUCAUGAUUGCACAUUCCUUUCACGGUCAUCCUUCCUUUGGGCCUGCCGGAGGUAUGCACGGAGCAACGUAUACGUGCGACGUCGAUUUUCUUGCGGAAGAACUGCAUCCCGAGACGAACUGGGUCAUUGACAUUGGCAAGGCCCUCGAUAUUCUAUCGAAAGUUUUGUCGCGCUACAACCUCAAGAAUCUAGACGAAGUGUUCCCGGACAAGACGAUGACAACAACCGAGUUCAUGUGCAAACAAAUCCACGACGAUAUACGCGAACUUCUCGAAACCGAGUGCAAAGAGUUCAAGGGUGCGGUGCGCAUCAAGUUGUGGGAGUCUCACAAGGCCUGGGCGACGUACACGGGUCCGAYGAUCCCUGAAUCKUCGUCGUCCGAAUUGUGAGAACGACGUCUCCUCAACGAGAACAGAAGUCGUGAUCUGCGCUAUUUCCAGAUUAAUAAAAUUUACUUUUGAUU
Pseudo-nitzschia multistriata is the source of this 823-nucleotide messenger RNA. The record is from the annotation of a GenBank genome assembly. Lineage: Eukaryota; Bacillariophyta; Bacillariophyceae; Bacillariales; Bacillariaceae.